This is a messenger RNA of Lentinula edodes (shiitake mushroom), 1644 nucleotides long. Its product is annotated as bicarbonate transporter. Gene Ontology annotation, cellular component: plasma membrane; fungal-type vacuole. Gene Ontology annotation, molecular function: solute:inorganic anion antiporter activity; borate efflux transmembrane transporter activity. The transcript has 9 exons. Gene Ontology annotation, biological process: transmembrane transport; monoatomic ion homeostasis; monoatomic anion transport. NCBI's taxonomy places the organism in Eukaryota, Fungi, Basidiomycota, Agaricomycetes, Agaricales, Omphalotaceae. The coding region runs from base 1 to 1644 and encodes 547 amino acids. The record is from RefSeq and is a predicted model, not a curated record.
AUGGCGCCUACUCUACGGGAAUCCAAAUCCAUAGACAACUGUUCUCCCAGUUUGAUUGCAAAGCUAGCUUCUGGAAUAGUACUCGACAUACGAGCAAGGGCUCCUUACUAUGUCAGGGACUGGACGGACGCUUGGAAUUACCGCGUAGUGCCAGCUACAUCACUGAUAUUCUUCGCAAAUGUGCUUCCAGGCAUAGCAUUCUCCUUAGACUUGAUCGAGACGACUGAGCAAUAUGGUGUUGCAGAAGUGCUUUUGUCCUCGUUCAUGGCUGCAUUCGUAUUCUCAGUCUUUGGUGCUCAGCCGCUCACAAUUGCGGGCGUCACAGGACCUAUCACGGUAUUCAAUAAAACGAUCUUUCGAAUCACUCAAAGCCAACCAGAUGCCCCGAACUACCUUCAAUUUGUCGGAUGGGUCUACCUUUGGGCUGCGAUCAUUCACUGGGUCACGGCUAUCCUGAACUGGUGCAACUUCCUUAAAUACGUGACACUGUUCUCCUGUGAUACGUUCGGCUUCUAUGUAUCUUGGGUUUAUCUUCAAUACGGAGUCCAAGUCGUGACCCGACAGCUUGAUUCUUCAUCAUUGCCCGGCGCCCUAGUUUCAAUCAUUCUCGCUAUCUUGAUGCUUGCACUAUCCUUCCUAUUCCAAAGUAUUUCGCAGAAGAAGCUGUUCCAUCGGCAUGUCCGCAGAUUUCUAGCCGAUUAUGGAAUGCCCAUCUCCCUCAUUGCCACUUCAGGAAUGGCUUACUGGGGGAGAUUCGAUGCGACCAACCCAGAAACUCUUCCAAUCAGUGGCGCUUUUCAACCCGCAAAUGGCAGAGCAUGGCUUGUGCCCUUCUGGCAAUUAGAAGGAAAAUGGGUAGGGAUUGCCUUGCCAUUUGGCAUCAUACUCUGGAUCCUCUUCUUCUUUGAUCACAAUGUCUCCUCAUUAAUGGCCCAAGGAUCUGAGUUUCCUCUACGAAAACCACCGGGGUUCCAUUACGAUUUCUUUCUCCUUGGUAUCACCACCCUCAUUGCAGGUUUACUCGGGAUACCUGCACCCAAUGGGCUUAUCCCACAAGCUCCUAUACAUACCACGUCACUCCUAGUAAUGGGUCGAGUGUCGAAGAAGGACGAGGAGGAGAUUCAGAGCUCGGGCUCGGACGAAAAUAUACUGGGCAAUAUCCCAGAGUAUCGCGAGCAACCCAUAGCUGUCGUUGAACAACGCGUGUCAAACCUUGCGCAAGGUUCUUUGUGUUUAGUGCUGCUAUCUGGGCCCUUCCUUCACGUUUUAAAUCUUAUACCUCGAGGUGUUCUCGCCGGGUUAUUUUGGUUUAUGGGCGCAGACGCACUUCAAGGAAACGGAAUUACGCAAAAAAUACUGUAUUUCUUCCGCGACAAAAAUUUGACUUCUAAAGAAGAGCCCUUGAGGCGAGUUCGCAAGUCCCGCAUCAUGUUGUUCUUAGCCAUCCAGGUAAUCGCCUUCGGAGCCACUUUUGCUAUUACACAAACCAUCGCUGCUAUUGGAUUUCCCAUUAUCAUAAUGGGCCUUAUUCCUCUCCGGAUCUUACUCAUUCCCCGUCUUCCCUUCACUACCGAUGAGCUCGCAAUACUUGAUGGACCCACUGCGUCACCUUUCACUAUGGAAAGUGUCGGUGGUUCUUUGUAA